AACAAGUGAUUUAAAAAUGUGCAAACGUUCAACAGGAAUUUAAUGCUAGGCUAGCUGGAUAUUUCCAUUUCCAAAUUAACAUAAUGUUAGAUAAUUGUGGAGUAAUCCAUUUUAUUUGAUUAUGCUCUGCAUUUUGUUGUCAAUGUAUUUAUGUAAAUGGUUCCAUGAUUUAAUAGCAGACAAUGAUCAUGAGAUGCCCAUCUAAAUCUGUUGAACGUUAGCGUAGCUAGCUUGCGUCAAAGUUAAUCAGAACUGUAACAGUACAAGUUACAAAAACCGCCAUGACUGAGUGGAGAUGGACCAAGGCAGUAGAAGAACAUUCAAUCCAAAUGGAGGAUCUGGACACUCAUCAUCACACGGCUAUUUUGUCACUCCAUGUGAUCCCUGGCACAGCACACCGGUGAAAAAGAAGAAUGUGGGAGCUUCUAUCGAGGAGCCUUCCCUAGUGUCCACCUCAGCUCAGAGUGAGGGACAGAAGAUGGCCAGCCAAUCAGCCAGAAGUCCCCCAAGCCUCAGUCCCACAGGAAGCCUCUACACCCAACCCCCCUCCCUGUCUCUACCCCUCCUACAGGAUAGAAUGCCUCUUGGUGAGAUGGAGAGUGCCACCAUCCAAAGGCAGAGGCGGGAGCUGCAGCUGCUGAUUUGUGAACUGAAAGACCGGGACCAGGAGCUCAACACCAUGGCUGCUGCCCACCACAAGCAGCUCACUGCCUGGGAACAAGACCGCCAGAGAGUCCUGACCCUGGAGCAGAGGUGUGCUCGCCUGGAGGAUGAGCUUCAGAAACGUAAUGAGGUGAUCAGAGCUGUAACUAAGAGGGUUCAUGUCGUGGAGGCCCGGGAGAAGGAAGGCCACAGGGAGCUCAACUCUACCCAGCAACAGCUGCUCGAGCUAGGGAAGAAGCAGCAGUACACCAGCCAACACUGUCACGACCUGAAGGAGAAGAACCAAAGUCUGAACUCCACAGUGAUGUCUUUGUCAGCCCAGCUGGGCUCUCUGCAAGUCAGAGGGGAGGAGCUCAGCACCAUGCUCAGACUCAAGGACAAGGAUGUGACGGAGGCAACCAAUCACAUCGUAGAUCUGUCUGGGCGCCUGCGGGAGAUGGAGGGGUCGCUGAAGGAGAGUCACUCACGGGAGGCCGGGGUGUUCAGGGAGGUCGAGGAGCACAAACGGCGAUACAGAGAGGUCCGGCACGAGAACACACGGCUCAAAGAGGAGUUACAGCAGCAGGUAACAGAGGGCAGUGCCCAGAGAGAGGACAUCAUCCGUCUGAAGCAGGAAGGACAGCUGCUGCGCAGGGAGCUGGCUCUCUCGGGUGAGGGGGAGAGCUGGAAGGAUGAGCUGCUGGGAUUGGCUCGUUCCAAGCAGGAGCGCACAGAGUCGGAGCUGCACUGUCUACGCCAGGUGUGUGAGAACCAGCAGAAUGACCUGCAGCUGCUUCAGUUGAACCUGGAGAGCACCCGGGAGGCCCUGAAACAGGCUGAGGGACAGGGGCCACAUGGGAGUCAGGGAACAGAGAGAGUAGGAGGGACAGAGAGACGAGCAACAGGGUCAGUCUACAGACAGACUUUAAGCAGAAGUAUAGACCACCACCCAAACUGUCCAGAACCCCCCUUCCCCCUCCUUGUCACAGGAGAGAGACAGGCACCCCAACAGGAGGAUGAAAGUAGUGUUUCAGAGUUGACCUCUGACCUCACUGACGGUGCAGUAGCAACCCGGGACCUCAUUGCUGCUGUCCCCAGAGAGUUGCUGAGUCACGCAAUGGUCCAAGCUAGCAGCGUUAGUGACUGUUUUUCAUCGACGAAGAGAGAGAACCAGAACAUAUCAAACCCCCGUACUCUCAGUUCCUACACCAACCGAGAGUCAAGUCACCAGGAAACAAUGACAGGUAGAGAGAGUAGAGAAACCAUGGAGACACAAAGCAUAGCCGCCGCCACAGGAACGCUUAGUCGAACUCGAUCGCCAGGCCAAGCUAGCGUCAACUUCAGCGACUACCUGUGCACUGUUUCAGGAAACCAAGGCACGUAUCUUAGGCAACAAGAGCAACAACAACUCACCGAACAUGAAUCAGACUACAGCAGCCAGGAAACACGAAGGAGAGCUAGCAAGGAAACCAUGGUAACCCGUAGUAGCCUAGCCCCGGGAACCACCACACUGUCGCUGAGCGACCGCAUCGCUAGCUACCGCAGCCAAAAUAAAUCAGCAAGGAGAGAAGGCAGAGGGAUACAGAGUCAGAGUGGAGUUAGUGGGAAUGAGGGUUCGUUAAACCGCACUGUCGAUCAAGUUAGCAUUAGCGACAGAAGAAAAGAAGGCAGGGGGACCAGGAGUGAGAGUGGAGUAAGUGGGAAUUUCAGCGAGAAUAACAGCGGGAAUGUGGGUCACACUUCUGGUAAAGCUAGCGACGGAGUCUCGAACUACAGCCACCAGGGAACAUCAGGAAAAGAAUGCAGGGAGUCAUUGUGUGAGGAUGGAAUCGGUACGAAUGCCGGCUCCCUGGUGGAGAGGACUGAGUCCCCUGAAUGUCGGUGUAGCAGUAUGGUUGAGGGACAGACAGGACCUAGCUCCUAUAAGACAGCUAGUUGUGGCUGUGGUAGUUUGCCUGAAGUACAGGCAGGGCAGAGCUAUGGCUUUGGUAGUAUGGUUGACGGACAGACAGGACCCAGCUGUGGGUGUAGAUGUAUAUCCGAAGGCCAGGAACAGAGUGAACCUAGCCUGUCUGAAGCAGCCAGCUCUGAGACAGGGACAGAUGCAGGGCUAGGUGCAGGGAUGGAGCUCCUAGCUGUGUUUAAUGGAGGACCAGAGGCAGAGGACUCCUCCAUAUUGCUGGUGGACAUCAGCCGUCGUAACACCUGGUAGGGACAGAAUAUACAGAGAAAGAAUAGUACACUCUUUUAUAUUGACCCCAAAUUUGUCUCAGGAAUAGUAGGAUUGAUUGA
Molecule: messenger RNA, 2934 nt
Organism: Oncorhynchus gorbuscha (pink salmon)
Lineage: Eukaryota; Metazoa; Chordata; Actinopteri; Salmoniformes; Salmonidae
Gene: ccdc62
Product: coiled-coil domain containing 62
Exons: 11
Coding region: 296-2854 (852 amino acids)
Source: RefSeq, a predicted model, not a curated record